CCUAGCGCCCUCGGCCAUGGUGUCUCCUGGUUCCGUGACCAACCGGCUGGGCUCGGUGUUCCCCUUCCUGCUAGUCCUGGUAGAUCUGCAGUACGAAGGUGCAGAAUGUGGAAUAAAUGGAGACGUUGAAAAACAUCUUGAAAUGGGCAAGAAAUUAUUGGCAGCAGGACAACUAGCAGAUGCCUUAUCUCAGUUUCAUGCUGCAGUAGAUGGUGAUCCAGACAACUACAUUGCUUAUUAUCGAAGAGCUACUGUUUACUUAGCCAUGGGCAAAUCUAAAGCAGCAAUUCCUGAUUUAAGUAAAGUGGUUGAGUUGAAGACUGAUUUUACAGCAGCACGAUUACAGAGAGGUCACUUACUACUUAAGCAAGGAAAGCUUGAUGAAGCAGAGGAUGACUUUAAAAAAGUGCUAAAAUCUCAUCCUAGUGAGAAUGAAGAAAAGGAAGCCCAGUCUCAGCUACUAAAAGCUGAUGAAAUGCAGCGCUUACGUUCACAAGCACACUCUGCUUUUGAUCGGGCAGAUUAUCGAGCUGCAAUAACUUUCCUUGAUAGUAUUUUAGAGGUUUGUGUUUGGGAUGCAGAGCUGCGAGAACUUCGGGCCGAAUGCUUUAUAAAGGAAGGGGAGCCAGGGAAAGCUAUUAGUGAUUUAAAAUCUGCUUCCAAAUUGAAGAAUGACAAUACUGAGGCUUUUUAUAAAAUCAGCACAAUAUAUUAUCAGCUGGGAGAUCAUGAACUGUCACUCAGUGAAGUCCGAGAAUGUUUAAAACUUGACCAAGAUCAUAAAAGGUGCUUUGCACACUAUAAGCAAGUAAAGAAACUUAAUAAACUUAUUGAGUCAGCAGAGGAGCUCAUCAGAGAAGGCAGAUACAUAGAUGCCGUUAGCAAAUAUGAAUCUGUAAUGAAAACAGAACCAAAUACACCUGUUUAUACUAUUCGUUCCAAAGAGAGGAUUUGCCAUUGCUUCUCCAAGGAUGAAAAACCUGUUGAAGCCAUUAAAGCAUGUUCAGAAGUUUUACAGUUGGAACCUGCCAAUGUGAAUGCUCUCAAAGAUAGAGCAGAAGCCUAUUUAAUAGAGGAAAUGUAUGAUGAAGCUAUUCAGGAUUAUGAAACUGCACAGGAACACAAUGAAAAUGAUCAACAGAUUCGAGAAGGACUAGAGAAAGCUCAGAGACUCUUGAAACAGUCACAGAAAAGAGAUUAUUACAAAAUCUUGGGAGUAAAAAGAAAUGCUAAAAAACAAGAAAUCAUCAAGGCAUACAGAAAGUUAGCAUUGCAGUGGCACCCAGAUAAUUUUCAGAAUGAAGAAGAAAAGAAAAAAGCAGAGAAAAAAUUUAUCGACAUAGCAGCUGCUAAAGAAGUCCUUUCUGAUCCAGAAAUGAGGAAAAAGUUUGAUGAAGGAGAAGAUCCCUUGGAU
Gracilinanus agilis (Agile Gracile Mouse Opossum) is the source of this 1414-nucleotide messenger RNA. RefSeq names its product dnaJ homolog subfamily C member 3-like. The record is from RefSeq and is a predicted model, not a curated record. Gene Ontology annotation, biological process: protein folding in endoplasmic reticulum. The annotation marks the transcript as partial. Gene Ontology annotation, molecular function: misfolded protein binding; protein-folding chaperone binding. Gene Ontology annotation, cellular component: endoplasmic reticulum. NCBI's taxonomy places the organism in Eukaryota, Metazoa, Chordata, Mammalia, Didelphimorphia, Didelphidae. The transcript has a single exon.